Messenger RNA from Perkinsus marinus ATCC 50983, 212 nucleotides. RefSeq lists its product as hypothetical. Lineage: Eukaryota; Perkinsozoa; Perkinsida; Perkinsidae. The annotation marks the transcript as partial. The transcript has 2 exons. The record is from RefSeq and is a predicted model, not a curated record.
AGAUUAGCAGUUUAUCUACGGAUAAGUUGGGAACGAGUGUGAAGGAAAUAGUGGGAGGAAGCUUCCAUAGCGUGGCGUUGACGGACGGGGGAGAAGUAUUUACGUGGGGUCGACGUGAUUACUCUGGAUUGGGAGGUGGAAGCGAUGAUGUGACGAUCCCGACGAAACUUAAGUUGACAAGUAUUAGACAUAUUGCCGCAGGCGGCUCACAU